Messenger RNA from Cavia porcellus (domestic guinea pig), 2679 nucleotides. RefSeq names its product prostaglandin-endoperoxide synthase 1 (gene Ptgs1). Gene Ontology annotation, molecular function: heme binding; oxidoreductase activity, acting on single donors with incorporation of molecular oxygen, incorporation of two atoms of oxygen; prostaglandin-endoperoxide synthase activity. The record is from RefSeq and is a predicted model, not a curated record. Bases 10 to 1917 code for a protein of 635 amino acids. Gene Ontology annotation, cellular component: neuron projection; cytoplasm. The transcript has 11 exons. Gene Ontology annotation, biological process: response to oxidative stress; cyclooxygenase pathway. Lineage: Eukaryota; Metazoa; Chordata; Mammalia; Rodentia; Caviidae.
UGUUGUGGGAUGGGUGUUGGGUGGGGGCGGGCCGAGCCCCGGGCAGUGUCGGAGCCCAGCCAGGAGUCUGAGUCUGCGUCCGCGCCCCGCACCGUGAGCCGCUCCGCCGGCGCCAUGAGCCGGAGGAGCCUCUCGCUCCGGUUCCCGCUGCUCCUGCUCCUGCUGCCACCGCCCGCGGUCCUGCCCGCCGAGCCUAGGGUGCCCGCACCCGUGAACCCUUGUUGCUACUUUCCGUGUCAGAACCAGGGGGUCUGUGUCCGCUUUGGCCUUGAGCACUACGAGUGUGACUGCACCCGCACGGGCUACAGCGGCCCCAACUGCACCGUCCCUGAGCUCUGGACUUGGCUCCGGAAUUCCUUGCGGCCCAGCCCUGCUUUCUUUCACUUCCUGCUUACACAUGGACGCUGGUUUUGGGAGUUCAUCAAUGCCACCUUCAUACGAGACAUGCUUAUGCGCCUGGUACUCACAGUGCGGUCCAAUCUCAUCCCCAGCCCCCCGACCUACAAUUUAGCACAUGACUACAUCAGCUGGGAAUCUUUUUCCAAUGUCAGCUAUUAUACUCGAAUUCUGCCCUCUGUGCCCAAAGACUGCCCCAAGCCUAUGGGCGCUAAAGGGAAGAAACAGCUGCCGGAUGCACAGCUCCUGGGCCAGCGCUUCCUGCUCAGGAGGAAAUUCAUCCCUGACCCCCAAGGCACAAAUCUCAUGUUUGCCUUCUUUGCACAACACUUCACCCACCAGUUCUUCAAGACUUCCGGCAAGAUGGGUCCUGGCUUCACCAAGGCCUUGGGCCACGGGGUAGACCUUGGCCACAUUUAUGGAGAUAAUCUAGAGCGUCAGUAUCACCUGCGGCUCUUUAAGGAUGGGAAACUCAAGUAUCAGGUGCUGAACGGGGAGGUGUAUCCGCCAUCAGUGGAAGAGGUGCCCAUAUUGAUGCACUAUCCACGGGGUGUCCCACUCCAAAACCGGAUGGCCGUGGGCCAAGAAGUGUUUGGGCUGCUGCCGGGGCUCAUGCUGUAUGCCACGCUCUGGCUGCGUGAGCACAACCGUGUGUGUGACCUGCUGAAGGCAGAGCAUCCCACCUGGGAUGAUGAACAGCUCUUCCAGACCACCCGCCUCAUCCUCAUAGGUGAAACCAUCAAGAUCGUCAUUGAAGAGUACGUGCAGCAGCUGAGUGGCUACUUCCUGCAGCUCAAGUUUGACCCUGAACUGCUGUUCCGAGCCCAGUUCCAGUACCGCAACCGCAUCGCCAUGGAGUUCAACCACCUGUAUCACUGGCACCCACUCAUGCCUGACUCCUUCAAGGUGGGCUCCCAGGAGUACAGCUACGAGCAGUUCUUGUUCAACACCUCCAUGCUAGUGGACUAUGGAGUCGAGGCCCUGGUGGAUGCCUUCUCUCGCCAGAGCGCUGGCCGGAUUGGUGGGGGUAGGAACAUAGACCACCAUGUUCUGCACGUGGCGGUGGAGGUCAUCAAGGAGGCUCGAGAGAUGCGGCUGCAGCCAUUCAAUGAGUACCGCAAGAGAUUUGGCAUGAAGCCUUACACCUCUUUCCAGGAGCUCACCGGGGACAAGGAGAUGGCAGCUGAGUUGGAGGAGUUAUAUGGAGACAUCGAUGCUUUAGAGUUCUACCCAGGAUUGCUCCUUGAAAAAUGCCUACCGAACUCCAUCUUUGGGGAGAGUAUGAUCGAGAUUGGGGCUCCCUUUUCCCUCAAGGGACUCCUGGGAAAUCCCAUCUGCUCCCCGCAGUACUGGAAGCCAAGCACAUUUGGUGGUGAGGUGGGCUUCAACCUCGUCAACACGGCCACACUGAAGAAGCUAGUCUGCCUCAACACCAAGACCUGUCCCUACGUCUCUUUCCGCGUGCCCAACUCCAGUCAAGACGAUGGAUCUGCUGUUGAGCGGCCAUCCACAGAACUCUGAGGGGACAGUGAAGUGACAUUCUGGAGGACAGAGCUUUGUUCUGGUGAUUCCAGAAUGCUGAGGCCAACACAGAUGAUCUCCAGCCUUGGUUUUCUGGUUUGGCAUUGUGAGUGUCAGGGUUGACAUUUAGGUCUUUGGGUCUCACGUCUUACCUGGAAUACCAUGGGUUUUUUGUUUUUGUUUUUUGGUUACUCUAUAAUACUGAAUUCCUCGUUCACCCUUCAGAAUGGUAGGAGUGGUUGGUUCUCCCUGGGAUUUCCAGAAAAGUGGUUAACUAAUUAACAACCUAUAAUAUCAGAGUUCUAGUUGAUCUGAAAUGUAGACCCUCUAAAAUUUAGAUUUCCUGGUAAGUUCUCCUAAAAAGGUAAGGGAUUCUUAUUUUGUAUUCUAGAAUCUGGGUGGCCCUUCAGAAUGUUGACUGUCUUGGCUGGAAUGUUGUGCUCAUGGUUGAUGACCCAGAGCAGAGGCUGGUGGGCCACAUUAGUCCUGAUGCUGAUUCAAUUCCUUUUACUGUCCAAGGAGAUUACUGAGGGCAGGGGAACCUAAUUACCAACAAGAUUACAUUGCUUCAAUCUGUUUCCAUCCUGAAGGGUAAGGAAGUGGGGGUGUUCUUGGGACCUCCACUUAAACUCUGAUCUAAAGGUACAGAGAGAACAUCAGGGCUUUUCCAGUCCAUUGGUUGGAAGCUGCCAGAGCUCUGUCCCCAUCCAGGGCUUGACUUGUGGCAGCUGUCAUAAAACUAAUAAAAUUUUCUUUUCAAAA